Messenger RNA from Chaetomium globosum CBS 148.51, 2154 nucleotides. RefSeq lists its product as uncharacterized. The transcript has 5 exons. Gene Ontology annotation, biological process: positive regulation of transcription by RNA polymerase II. Gene Ontology annotation, molecular function: zinc ion binding; transcription cis-regulatory region binding; DNA-binding transcription factor activity, RNA polymerase II-specific. Lineage: Eukaryota; Fungi; Ascomycota; Sordariomycetes; Sordariales; Chaetomiaceae. The record is from RefSeq and is a predicted model, not a curated record. Gene Ontology annotation, cellular component: nucleus. Bases 1 to 2154 code for a protein of 717 amino acids.
AUGAGCGACUAUUACCACCACUUCCUAUCCUCCAUGGUAGGAGUUGGGGGGCAGCCCAACCCCAACCAGCUUGAUGGUGCCGGACAGAUGUCACAACCUCAGGUCAUGCCGAUGGGCGUCUCUUCGGCACCCAACCCUUACCAAAGCCUGGGGUAUUUCACAGGUUUUCCGGAGCCCAUCAUGUUCAAUGCGCCGAAGGCGCAAAGAAGCAGAAGGAAGUCGGCACCGGGCCUCGAUCACAUCAAGCAUCGCCGCACAAGAUCUGGCUGCUACACUUGCCGCAGCCGGCGAGUGAAGUGCGACGAAACACGUCCUGUCUGCGAAAGAUGCAGGAAGGGAAAGAGGGAAUGUAUCUAUCCGGAACCCCCGCCCUCGAAGGGAUCGGGCGCCGCAAAUCCCAAAGACUCGGCCGGGGCAAGCCGGCAAGCGAGUCCAAGUUCCUCCCCUGGCGAUGAUGAAGACGAGGCCGAGCAAGAUACGAAGUUGGACCCGAUCAUGGACGAAGACGAAGACGAACCGGAGAGCGCGACAUCCCAAACCUCGGCGCCGAAUUUCCCGCUCCGGAGAUCCAGUACCGCAUCCUCAUUCGGGCGUCAGCGUGUCCCCGUAGGCCACCGUCAGGGAUCGGAAACCCCUUCCUACGACGAAUACAAGGACUCGUCCCCAGCCUUGUCGUCCGGCGUCACCAGCACUCAUACGCCUUCUGGGCUUCAUUUCCCUGAUGGAUCGACCGCCGCGACCGCCUCCCGUCCUGACUGGACAUUCCUCCCACACGAUCUACAAUUCUACCUCAGCUAUUUCCAAGAGAACAUAACACACUAUCACUACUGUGUAGUGAACGACGCCGACGACUUUUUUCGGACCAUCCUGCCGGGGUUGGCGAUCCGCGAUGAGGCGCUGCUCUAUGCGGUAGCGGGCUUUUCCGCCUACCACCACUCGAUGAAGAACCCAAAUGGGAAGAUCCACGAAUUUCUUCAGUAUUACAGCCGUAGCGUCACGUUGCUUUUGGACUCCCUGAAGAAGGAAAAGCAUACGGUAGGGACGCUAUUGACGAUACUGCAGCUUGCCACGAUCGAGGAAUACCUGGGCGACUGGGUCAACCUCAUGGGCCACCAAAAAGCAGCUUUCGAGGUCAUGAACAAGCUAUUUACGCCGCAGACGGUGAUGCAAACACCCGUGGGCCGUGUUGCUCUAAUGUGGUACGCUCGGUUCGACAUUUUUAUCGGCAUCAUGGGGAGUUUUGGGACUUCGCUGUCCCAAGAUUGGUUCGCAGCAUCCAUGAAAUAUUAUAACUCAAGGGUGGUAGCAGAACCCCAAAACUUGACUUGGAAAAUCGAGGUCUCCUCGGCGCGAGUGCGGCUGAUCUCCCAGGAAAUGUCGGAGCUUUUCGCCAAGGGGGCAAAGCAGGAGUUUACGGAUGAGGAGUACGCUGCCGAGCAUCGAAGGUUGUCUGCCUCGUGGGAGGAGUGGAAAACCACGUUCGACGCUACUCUUAAUGAUCCGGCGUAUCUGGUGACCGACUUCCCCGCCGACCAGACGCCCGACGCUGAGGACAUUGUCAACCCGUUCGCGCCUGGGGUUCUCUUCCGGCCGCCGCUCUUUGCCUCGACGUUGAUGGCGUGCGAAUAUCACUCGACUUCACUCAUGCACGCCAGCCAGAGCGCGACAGCACUCACAGAUGAGGACCAGGCGAAGUUGAUGGAGCACGCAUAUGCGAUAUGCAGGAUCGCCGAAACGGUAGAGCUCUGGCCUCACAGCCCGCCAGGGAGCUUGUUGGUCCUGCAAUCCUGUCUUGGUAUCGCAGCACUUUAUUUGCGACGGGAUCCGAAGCAUCACAUGUGGAUCAGGAGGAAGUUCGCUUUACUCGAGACAAUGGGAUACAUAUCCCCCAUCACAAUGCGCACACGCAUGGCCGAACUUUUUAAUGACGAAAGCUGCAUCCGAUGGUGGCUCCCCAACGACGAGGGGUUUAGCCCCUUGCUCCAAAAUGUCCGGGCCAUUGCGGACGAGCGCAACGAGAUGGCGGCGUCAACUCAAAGGGAGAACCUGCAGCAGAUUCGCCAUGUAUUCUCAAGGAUGCAGAUUGCACAGGAGUACGCCGAGGACAACGACAGUGCACAUGCAGGGGCAAAGAGGAAGCACCCGGAGGCCUAA